Messenger RNA from Candidula unifasciata, 1890 nucleotides. Lineage: Eukaryota; Metazoa; Mollusca; Gastropoda; Stylommatophora; Geomitridae. The record is from the annotation of a GenBank genome assembly.
AUGUUUCGACAUCUGAACAGACCCGUGCAUCAGAUUACGUCUGCUAUAAGCAAGAUGAUAGUGGAAGGACAGCAACCACGAAUUGUCCCCAAGGGUCGAACCUUCUCCGUCCAGUACUCACUGCCCAAAUUGCCAGUACCACCUCUGGAACAAACGCUGAAGAAAUAUCUGGACACAUGCCGUCCACUGUUGGAUGAUGAACAGUAUAAACGGACACAAGAAGUUGUAGCAAGAUUCAAACAGGGGGAGGGUCCAGUGUUGCACAAGUUGUUAGAACAGAGGGCUCAGAGCACGGUCAACUGGCUUUCUGACUGGUGGAAGUACUGGGCCUAUCUGGACGUGAGGGUACCGGUGGUUGUCAAUGUCAGCCCGGGGAUAUUCUUGCCCAGGCAGACGUACCGAGGGCAGGCGGAGCAGCUUGAAUUUGCUGCAAAGUUCAUCGCUGGAGUCCUGGACUACAAGACCAAGCUGGAUGAACAGUCCAUCCCUGUAGACACUCUCGGAGGCAAGCCUUUGUGUAUGGUCCAGUACUAUCAGCUGCUGAAUGCCUGCAGGAUCCCGGGGAACCCCUCAGACAGCCAUGUUUGUAUCGGCCCUGAUGACCCCAACAAGCCCAGACACAUCAAUGUUGUAUACAACAACAACUUGUUUUCAGUGGAGGUUUACAGCAACGAGGAUAAGCCAUUGAGUAUAUGCCAGCUAGCCCAGCAGCUUCGUAACUGUGUCAGCAAGGGUGCAGCACCUGGAGUACCUGUGGGGAUCCUGACCACCAUGGAGAGGUCAGCCUGGGGACAGGUGUACUCUGACAUGAUAACAGACAAAACUAACCGGGAGUCUCUAGAAAACAUUCAGCGGAGUAUAUGUGUAAUUUGUCUAGAUGGUCCGCUGCCAGCAGGCGCUGGUGACCCGGUGGAUACUGCUGCAUCUGUCAUCCUCCACGGUGGGGGCAGCAGAGCUUACUCCGCCAACAGGUGGUACGACAAGACAAUGCAGUUUAUCUUCAACCCCGACGGCUAUGUGGGCCUCAACUAUGAGCAUACAACAGCCGAGGGCCCUGCUGUCAUCGGCCUCUGUGAUUACGUCCUGGAUUACGUUGGAAGAAAUCAGCCAUCACGGACCACAGGUUCUGAAUCCACCACUCCACAGUUGCUUCCCUUCAACAUCAACAAUAACACACAGGAGGCCAUCAGCAGAGGCAAUCAGGAGAUUGAUUUGGCUGCCAAAGAUCUGAUGCUGCGAGGGCUGUUCUUCAACAACUAUGGCAAAAGUUUCAUCAAAGAGCAGAAACUUAGUCCUGAUGCUUAUAUCCAAAUUGCAUUUCAACUUGCCUACUACAGACUCUACAAAAAGGCAUGUGCCACAUACGAGACUGGGUCCUUGCGGAGGUUCCAGCUGGGCCGUACGGACACAAUCCGCUCCUGUUCCAUCGCUUCUCAUGCCUUCACCAAGGCCAUGGAUGACUCUUCUGUGCCUGGAAACAAGAAAGUGACCUUGUUGAAGGAGGCCAUUCAGUCACACAGGAAGUACACAGAUGAUACUAUCAACGGGCAAGGGAUAGACAGACAUCUGUUGGGUCUGAGGCUGAUAGCCCAGGAGAAUGGUCUUGAGGUGCCUGAAAUCUUCACAGACCCGGCCUACAAGAAGAGCACACAUUAUAAUCUGUCCACGAGCCAGGUUGCCUCCAAGUACAAAGCCUUCCUAUGUUUCGGACCAGUUGUACCAGACGGCUACGGACUCUGCUACAACCCACAAGAUGACCAACUCAUCAUAUCCAUCAGCUCUUUCCACAGCAGUCCACACACCAACUCAGACCUGUUCUCAUCCAGCCUGUCUCAGUCUCUCCUAGAUAUGCAGACACUCCUCGCCAGCCACCCACAGGCCAAGUUGUAG